Molecule: messenger RNA, 3559 nt
Organism: Cottoperca gobio
Lineage: Eukaryota; Metazoa; Chordata; Actinopteri; Perciformes; Bovichtidae
Product: KH domain-containing, RNA-binding, signal transduction-associated protein 1-like
Exons: 10
Coding region: 199-1368 (389 amino acids)
Biological process (GO): regulation of alternative mRNA splicing, via spliceosome
Cellular component (GO): nucleus
Molecular function (GO): poly(A) binding; mRNA binding
Source: RefSeq, a predicted model, not a curated record
AAAUGCAGCUGCGCCAUUCCUCCUUUGUCCAUUGAAGAGAAGCGACUUGCAACGGAAAGAUACAGGGGGCUUUGCAACGUGACCGUUAAUUGCACCGCAGUCGGAAACAACGUUUUCUACACAGUUGCCGUUUCGUUGAAGGCGAAGCUUACAAACCGAGCGUAGCUGCGUUCGUUGAUUUCACCGUGUUAGUUUAUUAUGAGCACUUCUGAGCCCGCCAUAGAGUCAAGCCCUCAGAAGAAAAUCAAAAUGGAAGACACCAAAUAUCUGCCGGAGCUCCUGGCAGAGAAGGACAGCUUGGAUGCGUCGUUCACGCACGCCAUGAAACUCAUUUCUGCAGAGAUUGAUAGGAUUCAGAAAGGUGAAGCCAAGAAAGAGCCAGAGAAGGAAAUUUACCAGGACCUGUUUGCUAACAAGAAUCUCAAACUGAAAGAGCGGGUACUCAUUCCUACCAAGCAGUACCCUAGGGUUAACUUUGUUGGCAAGCUCCUGGGACCUCAGGGCAGCACAAUCAAGAGACUCCAGGAAGAGACUGGUGCAAAAAUUUCAGUCCUAGGAAAAGGUUCCAUGAGGGACAAGAAUAAGGAAGAAGAGCUGAGGAAGGGUGGUGAGGCCAAAUAUGCUCACCUGUCCAUGGAGCUACAUGUGUUCAUUGAGGUGAUGGCACCCAUACCAGAAGCCUAUAUGCGCAUGGCUCAUGCCAUGGAGGAGGUCAAGAAAUUCCUUAUCCCGGAGCCCGGUGAGCACGACCCGUACAUGGAUCCUCACUUUUUGAAUGGAUCACAGGAUGGUAGCAGGGGGCGAGGUGGUCACCUAGGAAGAGGCAGAGGUGGACCACCUGGUGCUGGAGGACCAAGGGGACGAGGGAUGCCACGUGGGGCACCUCGAGGAGCAAUGCGUGGUGGUGGACCACGGGGAGGAUUGGGACGGGGCAAUGGUCAUAGAGGAGCACCAUCUGGCCGGGGUGGACCACCUUCUGUUCCAAAUAGAGGAGGCUCAGCUCCCCGCUCUAGACCCCCUUCAGGAGGGGCUCCAAGGAUGCUCCCUUCUGCAGCCAUGUCCCACCAGCAGGGUCCUAAUUCAGCAUCACAGCCCAAAGCUGAUGGCUAUGAGGACUAUUCUUCAUAUGACGAAUCCUAUGCAGAGCCUGCCUACGAAGGAUACGAUAGUUAUUAUAAUCAACAAUCUGCACCUGCAGAUACUGAGUAUUAUGAUUAUGGACACGGAGAGGCCCAGGAUACCCCAUAUGAGCCUUAUGCUCAAGAUGAAUGGGACAACUCAUGGUCCAACUCUGGGGCUGGAGGCAAAGCCGCCGCGGCCCGGCAGUCGAAGGGGUCGUAUAGAGAGCAUCCCUAUGGCAGAUACUGAACAGCUACUGGUAGAGAGUUGCUAUUGCAACUGUCUCCGAUUGUAACUCCCUGAACUUUUCUAAAGUAAUUUCCCUCUCGUUUGUUCCCUUUUUUUAUGGUUUAUUUUAUUUUUUUUAACUCGGUAGAGAAGUUUUGUUGGAUGUAUCAUAGCGUGCCAGAGGAGAAACACGAAGACAAAUUUUUUCAUUGUUUAUCUGUUUCCAUUUAAUGUUUUCAGUUUAGUAGUUGGCAGGUCCUAGUGACAACCCUAACAACAAAUGAAAAAGAGUAACAUUUUAGUGAUAUUUGAUGGUUAUGCUUUCAGUUAAUUGUUCCUGAACAAAAUAUGAUUGUGGCGAUAAAUUCUUCUCACGUAGGCUGCAUUUUAAAAGUCCUUCAUGAUUGGACAAAAAUGAUUCAUAAUGCUUCAUAAUGCCUCAAUGUAACUUCCCUAUAACGAAUAGAGCAAGUCGCAAACUCAAAUACAACCCUGAGCCGUUGUGAUAAUAAACAAAAGUCUUAUAUAUUUGUUUAUACUACAAUACAAAUUUAGUCUUGUGUGAAGUCCUAAAAUACUAUUGAAACCCAUUUGACAAAGAAAAAUGCUUCUAUUUUUGCCACACAAUUGGUUUAUGUUCUGUCGGGAAUAUUACUUGCAAAAUCAACGCUGAUUAUCGACUAAUUCUUGUAAAGCUUGAAGGGUUAAUAAUCCUUGCUGUGUGAGAGGAAGGCUGCAGCCAACUCGAUAUUUUGUACAUAACCGUAGGACAACUGUGUAUGCUUUAAGCCGUGCCGUCUCCAAAAUGCAUAAUGCUUGUGUACCUUUGGCUAAAUAGGAUACUAAAUAUAUCCCAAAAUGUUUUUCUGCAGUGCGUGUUUCAAUAAAGUUUCUAGUUUCUUUUUAAUCAAUCUAAACAUGGUAUUUUGCCUUUGUUGUACCAAAGGAAUGCCUUCAGUUUGUGAAAGUGGUCCUCAGUGGUUUCUCAACAACGCUGAAUAAGCUGUAUGUAUACACGUCAGCCUGACAAAAAAACAAAAGCAGUGUUUUGACAAUGAGCUUUAUCCUCUUCGUCUGUCUUCAAAACUUACCUAAAUGACACUUGUAAUGUCACCUUCAAAAUAAAAAAAAAUAAAGCUCAUUCCUUGAGAUAAUGUGCUGCCAAAUACAUGUUUGAUUUGAGAAUGAUAUAGUGCUUGAACAUGUAUUGUCAUUAACCUUUAGUUAGUGUAUCUAUUCAAGCUCUCGAGAGCAAUGUAUCUUCAGCCCGCUUGAAAUAACUGAAUUUCAACAGUAUUUCAAAUCAAGCUUGCAGGGAUCUUACUUGACUUUGAUGCAAAGUCAUGCUGGCUGGUUUUUAUAAAAGAAAAAAAUCGCAGAGGAGAGGAUUCUAAAAGCCUAAAGAUCGCCACAAGAAGGUAAAACUAACCCCAACACUCAUUUGUUAGAUUUUUGUUUUUUUUCUGUGCAAAACAUCAAGUAAUGCAAGUCAUCAAAACAUAUCAAAAACAUUGAAGUACAAAAUUAUGCUAUCUGUAGUUUAUUUCCGAGCAAAAUAAGGCGUACAAAACAAUCAGAAAUGGUUGUGAUGCAACUCUUGCUCAAAUAAAACCCAUAAUGGUACACUCAUUUCAUUCAAUACUUACCAAUUUCCAUCUUGAUAAUUUCUGUAGAAAUGUAGAUUAAUGAAAACUAGUAGUUGCACUCAAAGCAUUAAAAUAUCCCAUUGGUGGACAAAAACCUUUCAGCUUGAGUUGCAUGAUACUUUUGUAGUAUAAAGUUAGUUUUGCAUGAGUUAUUAUCCACUGUGUGCACAUCGGCAAUGUUGUGUCCAAGAUCUCAUUUCUGUUUCUCUUCUUAGGUGGUCAGAAAACUAGAUGCAGUUGACUCAUUGAACUCCAGUUUCUCAGGCUUUCAUGGUCCGUUGAAAGUCCCUGGAAAGAGCAGAGGCCUCGCAGUGUCUGAGUCUGACUGCUUCUUUGUAAAUACUAAUCCCUCGAGGGAUGUGUCUGCUUUUAAGAAAUGCAGAAGGAGCUUUCUCUCACUGAGAAAAUGCUCAAGUCUACUGAAUUUUUACUGUAGCAAAGAAAUAACUUUUUUUUUAAGUGUGCUGUCAUGGAUUUUUAUUGAAUGUACAGAUUUACAAUCGUUUUACACAAGACAUUUUAAUUGCCUUUUUUAUGAAAACAAUAAAGUUUUUUUUAAUGUAAAA